Messenger RNA from Microstroma glucosiphilum, 1395 nucleotides. RefSeq lists its product as hypothetical. Bases 1 to 1395 code for a protein of 464 amino acids. NCBI's taxonomy places the organism in Eukaryota, Fungi, Basidiomycota, Exobasidiomycetes, Microstromatales, Microstromataceae. The transcript has 4 exons. The record is from RefSeq and is a predicted model, not a curated record. Gene Ontology annotation, molecular function: protein binding.
AUGGGUGGAAACGACGAGAUCUGUGCCAUAUGUGGGCUUACGCCUGCUGUGAUCACCGCCUUCAAACAGGACUUCUUCCACUCUCACAAGAAGUGGCGCUUCCAAGAGCAUGAACCGGAGACAGUCGCCCUUGCAGAGCCCAGCAUCGAAGGGGGACCCCCUACUUGGUGUCCGAUUGAUGUACAGGCCUACAGAGCCUUUCACAACAACCUCGCAGUCGUGGGGCACUUCAACGGUACGAGCUCCUACGACGACGAUUACAGCAAGCAUACGGACCCAGCAGACUGGCCUGAUCUCUUGAAGUCGGAAGCAGUGUCUCUCAUCUGUAGAUUGGAACACAGAGCAGGUGGGCCGCUUGAACACGCCUUUGCGAGCAAGAAGCAUCAGGCACUCCGGGUCCCCGGCGGCGAGGCGGAUACUUCCAGCUUAGACAGCUUAGACGACGCCAAUGAGCGUGGGUGGCCAAGCGCACAAGGGCACGCCUGGGAAGUUCAAUUCUCGGAUGGGGCUCUCAUGGUACACGUUCCAUGCUGGGAGUUGCUGCAAGGCGUAGUUCAGUGGAGAACACAAAGUGUAGGACCAACACCUGCCAUGACACCGCUGAGAUACUGGCGAACGGAGUUUUUAGCCGGUCUCGCAAAGGCUAAAGAGCGUCAACGGCGUGACACCGCCGGUUUUUACUAUGGACUUCGGGCCCGACAAGUGCAAGAUCCCUCGCCCGACCGUUGGAGACACUUCGACAUUGUGGAAGAAUUUGUUAAGCACGGCUUUUGCGAUGCUUUUAUCUUCCUGCACGAAGCGACUGCUCAUUAUGGUGAUUUCGAGCCACACGUGGCGGCAGCCAUCAAUGACAGCAUCGACGGCAAGGGAAUAGAUUCCGCACGACGUGAAGAAGUGUGGGAGCGUCUGUCUGCAUGGGUCUGGCAGCCUCCUUAUCUAUUCGAAGUCGAGCAUGGCUUUACCUGCGUCAAUCACACGUCGCUGCCAGCGGUCAGCUCCCUCUCUUUCGGCAGACUUCCAACGGAAAUCCUGCUCGCGAUAUCUUCCUUCCUCGACCUCACUGAAGUGAUUGCCCUGGCGGCCACCUGUCGGGCUAUGGCGUGGCAGUGCGCCCAGUCCUUGGACGAAGCUGCACAACGCAAGAUGAACGAGAGUUAUCCCUGGAUGCUGCCGUACACAAAGCGUGAGAGGGACGCCUGGGAGCGCAGUCUCGUGCAGACGAAGGAGGCCCGGAAGAACUCCCACUUCUCCUGCUUUGUGUAUCUGAAGAACUCCAUCCGCACUACCACUGGCUUUGCGCGCAACCGAAAGCGUAUCUGGGGGUUGGCAAAGUCAGUCGUGGACAUGUCGUUGCGAAUCGAUGCCGAAGGCGAGCACAAUCUAUUUCGAGAAUAA